Ananas comosus (pineapple) is the source of this 1032-nucleotide messenger RNA. RefSeq names its product HMG1/2-like protein. NCBI's taxonomy places the organism in Eukaryota, Viridiplantae, Streptophyta, Magnoliopsida, Poales, Bromeliaceae. The record is from RefSeq and is a predicted model, not a curated record. The transcript has 7 exons. Bases 307 to 759 code for a protein of 150 amino acids.
ACCCUCGUUCCGGGCCGCUCCGCUCCGCCUACUAAGUUUUCGAGUUCGUGGCAAGCAUCGCCAACCCCCACCACACCCCCCCGACUCCUCGUUCUCUCCCCCUAACCUCUCUCUCUCUCUCUCUCUCUCUCUCUCUCUCUCUCUCUCUCACCCCUAACCCUAACCCUAACCCUAACCCUGACCCUACGGUAAGAACCGUGUCUCCCUCCUCCUCCUCCUCCUCUCCCUCUCACUAUCGCGUGCGCCGAUCUCGCUUCACUUUGCGUCGUCUCGUCGCUGAUCCGGAUUUUUCUCGCAGCUUGCGCCAUGGCGGGGAGAUCGAAGGGCGGAGCCGCGGCGAAGAGGAAGGCGGACGAUGAGGGAAAAAAGGCGGUGAAGAGGGGGAAGAAGGCCGGGAAGGAUCCUAACCGGCCUAAGAGGCCUCCUAGCGCCUUCUUCGUCUUCAUGGAGGAAUUUAGAAAGCAAUACAAGGAGAAGAACCCUAAGAACAAACUUGUUUCCGUCGUGAGCAAAGCAGGUGGAGACAAAUGGAAAUCCAUGUCGGACUCUGAGAAGGCUCCAUAUGUAGCCAAAGCAGAGAAGAGAAAAGCGGAUUAUCUCAAGAACAUUGCCGCAUAUGACAAAAAGAAGGCUGAGGGUAGUAGUGGAGGGAAUGCGAGUAGCGAGGAGGCGGGAGAAGGAUCUGACAAGUCCAAGUCCGAGGUUGAGGACGACGAACAAGAGAGCGGAGAGGAAGAUGAGGAUGAGGAUGAUGAUUAAAUAGGUAGCAAAAGUAUUUUGAGCUAUGAGGGUAGUGAAAGGGGAAUUGGACUACUGAGGUUACAUUUCCGUUUUAGCUCUCUUAUAGGAUAAGACUCCAGUAGAUGACAAUUAGAGGUAGGAUCCUCUUUUACUAAAAUGUAGAAAAUGCUUACUGUCUUUUUGUUUGUUUUCAUGCCUCCUCCCUAGUGUUCAAAUGCUUUUGUUCACUAACUGCUAAAGAAAGGCUGCUUGUAGGUUUGGUGUUUUGAUUUUUCCUGCCUCUUUUCUUUC